GGGCGCUGUCGGCAGGCAAGCAGGAGCCCAGAGCCAGGAGCUCAGUAGGGAACACGUUGGAGGCUCAGAUCAUUGGGGGUCAUGAGGCUGUCCCCCACUCACGCCCAUACAUGGCCUCGCUGCAGCAAGCUGGCUCACACGUGUGCGGGGGUGUCCUCGUGCACCGCCAGUGGGUGCUGACAGCUGCCCACUGCCUGGCCGAGCCGACAGAACUGCUGAGGCUGGUGCUGGGCCUGCACCACCUCCACGACCGCCACCUCGCCUUCCGCAUCAGGAGGGCCAUCCCGCACCCCAACUACAAGCCAGCCCCAGACCUGGAGAAUGACCUUGCGCUGCUUAAGCUGGAUGGGAAGGUGAGGCCCAGCAGGACCAUCCAGCCCUUGGCCCUGCCUAAAAGGCACCAGGCCGUGGUGGCGGGAGCCCGGUGCAGCGUGGCUGGCUGGGGGCUGACCCACCAGGGUGGGCAGCCGGCCCAGGCCCUGCAAGAGCUGGACGUCCGCGUGCUGGAUGCCAGGAUGUGCAAUAACAGUCGUUUCUGGCACGGCAGCAUUACCCGCCACAUGGUCUGCCUGGCUGCCGACUCCAACAACCAAGCCCCCUGCAAGGGUGACUCAGGUGGGCCCCUUGUGUGUGGCAAAGGCCGACUGGCUGGGAUCCUGUCCUUCAGCUCCAAGACCUGCACUGAUGUCUUCAGGCCUCCCGUGGCCACAGCUGUGGCCCCCUACGUGUCCUGGAUCCAGAAGAUCAUUGGCCGCUGA
Messenger RNA from Cynocephalus volans (Philippine flying lemur), 758 nucleotides. It is a transcript of the gene GZMM, whose product is annotated as granzyme M. Gene Ontology annotation, molecular function: serine-type endopeptidase activity. The transcript is spliced from 5 exons. Gene Ontology annotation, biological process: proteolysis. The record is from RefSeq and is a predicted model, not a curated record. Lineage: Eukaryota; Metazoa; Chordata; Mammalia; Dermoptera; Cynocephalidae. Bases 111 to 758 code for a protein of 215 amino acids.